CGGGAGGAGGGUGAAAUAGAGACAAUUAGGUUUUUAAACAGGUGUCAGCCCGGGCGCAGUCACCUUUCGUCCUGCUGCAUGCGGCUCAGUCGCGCGCUUUCCGUGAUAUGAAAACACUUGGCACGUGCCUGCUUCCGUCGCAUUGGCUUGCUGUCCACGAGCUGCUGUCACGAUGGUUAAAUGUCCUGUUUAAUGGUCAAGGCGUGUGGAGCAGUUGCAUUUAAAAGGUUGGAGCAGAAUGCCACACAAGUUCGCAUACUGGUCCGACCCUGUGUGGUGUUACAAUGCCAGUUCUGGAGGGGCUCUGGAGCCCAGAUCUCAGGCUGCGGGACUCGGGUCUUGGUGUCGGGGUCGACGUUGGGGUCUGUCCAGAUGAGGCUCCCAGCUCGUCAGUCUGGGAUCCGCUCAGGACGCCGCCAGUUACCUGCGGGGGCCUGUCGCUGGCCCUGGAGCUUCCAGCUCUCAUUAGGCAGCUGAGGGCAGCCUGGAGAGCACGCAGGGGAGGCCCCCGAGGGCCCGAGAGAAGUCAGACCACUGCUUGGGUGGAAGCAGAGAAGGAGGAGGUAGAGGAGGUGCAGGAGCAGGUCACAGAGGACAGGAGCACACAUCUGGAAGCUGAUGGCAGACUGAACACUGGUCAUGCUGGUGUGUUGCUGGCUGAGAGAAGAGGCUCCUACCCUCUGAUUGACCUGCAUAUCCUCAAAAUCAGUGCCCAGCAGGGGGAGGUAGAGUCUGGCACCAGGAGAAAGGUGAAGCGUCUGCUGAGCUUUCAGAGAUACUGCCAUGCUUCCAGGCUGCUGAGGGGGUUGGUGCCCCACACCCCCGAGUCGCUACACCUACUGGACGAUGACUACCUGGGUCAAGCUGCGCACAUGUUAUCAAAAGUGGGCACCUGGAACUUUGACAUUUUCCUCUUCGACCGUCUUACAAAUGGUAACAGCCUUGUGACUCUCAUGUGCCACCUCUUCAAUGUCUACGGUCUCAUUCACCACUUCGAGCUAGACAUGGUCAAACUGCACAGGUUUCUGGGCAUGGUGCAGGAGGACUACCACUCCCAGAAUCCCUAUCACAAUGCUGUUCAUGCUGCUGAUGUCACUCAAGCCAUGUACUGCUACCUAAAAGAGCCCAGGCUAGCAGAGCACCUGAGCCCUCUUGACGUGUUCCUGGGUCUGAUGGCAGCAGCUGCCCACGAUGUGGACCACCCUGGAGUCAACCAGCCCUUCCUCAUCAAGACCAGACACCACCUGGCAUCCCUCUACCAGAACACGUCUGUGCUGGAGAGUCACCACUGGAGAUCCACUGUGGGCAUGCUGCGAGAGUCAGGACUGUUGUCCCACCUACCUGCUGAUAUUUCGCAGGACAUUGAACAGCAGCUCGGCUCACUCAUCCUGGCUACAGACAUCAGCAGACAAAAUGAGUUCCUGUCAACCUUCAGAGAACAUCUGGACAACCAGGACCUGGACCUUCAACUCCCGUCACAUAGGCACUUUAUACUGCAGAUUGCCCUCAAGUGCGCAGAUGUUUGUAACCCAUGUCGGGUUUGGGAGCUGAGCAGGCAGUGGAGCGAGAGGGUGUGUGAGGAAUUCUACAGGCAGGGUGAACUUGAGAGGAAGUUUGAUUUGGAGAUCAGUCCGCUGUGUAACCAGCAGACUGACUCUGUCCCAGCCAUCCAGAUAGGAUUUAUCUCGUACAUUGUGGAGCCUCUGUUUGAGGAGUGGCACCGCUUCACAGAGCCUAGCCUGCUCAGCCAGACUGUGACGGGUCACCUGCACAAGAACAAAGCACGCUGGAGCCGCCUACGAUACGCGCACACACCCUCAGACAUGCAAACAAACCCUGAUGCUGAAGAGCCUGAGCCCGAGGGAGGAGGUGGAGAGGGGGACGACAUCCCUUAAUCUUCUUCUUGCUUCUUGAGGUGUUUCAUCUUCAUUUCUAAAUGGAGGAGAGGAGUGUUUAUCUGCCUCCAUGUUUGUCCUCCAGCAUGUUUUAUCCCACAUCUGGUUGAUCACAAGCUCUGAAAGUGGGAGCGCUGAAUGGGAGUCUUGCUUGGUUUUGGUGAGAAAUGGCUCCCUCUGCUGAAGGGAGGACUGUAGCGCUGCAGGAAAAGAAAGGGGAGAAAUGCACGGUUGAGCAAACAAAUGGAUAAUCUUAGUAAAUAAAUGCCAAUUUGACAGAGUCUUGCCUUGCUCUUUAAGACCUUGAUAUUUCCAGGAACAGAAUUGAAAAGUUGUGACCGGUGGCAGAAGAUGGAUCAAUGAAUAGAAAUACAAAUCUGUGUUUGCACUAUGCUGCUACAACCAAGAAAAGCCAAAAUGAUAUAUACAAGUCAGCUGGACUGUGCUGGAAAAGAUGAUAUAAAAUAUAUGAGAAAUUAAGAGGAAUAUAUCCACUAUACUAUGCUUUUUAAACUUAAAAAAAAAAUUCACGUUAAGCUCUUUACACUUUUUUCUCUUUUUGUACAGCCUGCACUUCUGCUGGAUGCUAUUUCAUACAAGUGGCUCACUUGUCUACUUUUGACUGAAGUGCUUUUUUAACUCAAGCACUAAGCUGGCAUGUCAAGGUACUGUAAACUGUAAAAUGUACUCUUGUUUUAAUUGUAUAAGCUCUGAGCAGACUGAUCAAAUUAAUGACUGACAUAAAGUGGCUUCAGUUUGCAACAGAUAAAUGUUGCUGAGUCACUUGAACACUGAUUAAUACUGUAAGCUGGAUGUUUUUGGAUGGGAGCUGACUCACUGAAGUUGAGAACACAAAUGAGAGCCAUUUUUUAAGUGUUUGUGUUCUUGUCUAAGAAAAAAAAGUCUGUUAUAAACAGUAUAAUCUGUACAUACUGUGAUGUAAAACCUCAGCAAUUCACAUGCCAAAAACUCAGCAAUGUAUUAACCUUUUUAUUGGUUACAGAUAUUGGGAAAUAUUUAUUUUUCUGAUAACCUCACUUUACAAGCUCACAUACAACAAAGCCUUAAUAGCAAUUUGGUCUGUCUGUAAAACACAUUUUGUAAUGGUGUUUUACACCUUUCUGGAUAAACUUUCUUACGCCGACAAACGGUUUCUGCCUGUUUUUCUUCAAUCAUACCAGCAUACUUAAACACAGACGCACAUGCACACAUAGUAAUGUAGCAUGUGCGUGUUAAGCCUGUUUCCUGUCUGAUCCUUUACCAAGUAUCAGAAUUAGGUGUAAAAAUGAUUAGCAUUGCCAAAGUGCCAAUGUACUAUUCUGAUACAUCGCCUCACUGCUUUCUUACCUCUCAAAGGCUUUUAUAUUUCUUUUUCUUUUUAUUCCUCUUUAUAUUUUUUGGAUGCUGCAGGCACUGUGUGUACUGUUAUGUAAUGAUCAGACUUGGGCCAAUUAGUUACUGCAAAUACAUCAGAUUUCUACUAUCAGUAACAAAACGUUGUACUGUAGAAUUAUCAUUGUCUAAACUGAUAGUUAUUGUAUUAUAAUAUCCAUAUUGAGCUAUUUAACCUAAAUCAAAGCAUAAAUAUUAUUUGUAAAUGCUACUUGGUCCAAGUAUAAAAUGUACCUCUGAUAGUAGUAAUUUUUCUACCACUGCUUGUAACAUAUAUAGAUAAGGUUGUCUCAUCUAAGGAUCAUGUUGAGGCUAAGUACAUGGUGCUAACAGAGGCUCAGGCCCCACGUCUUCCCUGACCUACAGAGGAAUUAUCUGAGCUUUAUGAUUCUAACAACCCAGCCAAUAUAAAGUAUAUCCUAUAAAGUAUUCUGUAAAAUAAUCACAGCUCACAAAGUUGUGUUCAUAAAAGUAGUGAAAAGAAAUAAUAAUGAAUUUCUAUUAUUGUUCUUUUAAUUUACACUAGAGCUGUGAUAUUAGUUUUUUCUAUCAGGCACAGUGCAAUAAGGCGGGCAAGUUGUAACAAAACAGCUAUUUUCAUAUCUAUCUAUAGCUCUUGUAAAUUAACAAGGAAAUUAUUCAUGUGUCUUCACUGUAGCACUCUAUUGGCUUUGCCGCAACUCCCACAGCCAGCCGCACUACUGUCUAAAAUUGUCACUGUUUUUGACGUUGUCACCGUAAUGGACAUUAACAGAUAAGCUUUGUAAAGACAGAUUUUAUCCACACAUUUGUCCCUCCAAGGACAAGCCUUGAUCAUGUGUGCAAAAACGGUUUUAACUGUUUGAAAUCAGUCUUUUGUGAAAUAUCACUUCCUGCUCCCUAAUUAAAUGCUCCCUAAAAGUGGCAUUUAAUUCAUUGCAAGUGACACAUUACUGCCACAGUAUAGACCUGGAUAAGAUAGCGGGCCUCAUGCUGCCUUGUAUUUCAGCGCUCAAACAGGGUCAUUGGGCCAUAUUGAUUCCAGUAACUAGUAAAAAUAUGCAUCUUCAAUUAAAAGUGCAUGACAGAGGGCUUAUUAUACCAGAUCCACCAUAAUUAUCUUAUUAAAACAUAAAAUGGUCAAAAUGAGAUUCUGACAAUCACCUGGUAUUAAACAUUUUAGGAAGUGACACAGACAAUAAACAAAAUCUAGCUGAAUAUCAACAUGUGCAUAUUUCAUGCACUGAGGUGAUGACAUGUUCUCUUCUUGUUUUACUGAAGUGAAAGUUCAACAGUAUCUGACUUACUGUUUGCAUUGUGAGGUACACUUCUACCCCAGAUUUCACUGUGUUGUCCAGUUAUCCAAUUCCAGUCCAUUGCCAGAGAAGUUUCAAUGCUGGUAUUUCCGUUACUUUGUUUAUUUGUGUUACCUCAAUCAAGUCAAAAUGAAUCGAGUUUUGACUUACAAUGGCGAGGUUGAGUCCAAAUUGAUCAAACGUGAAAAACUGAACGUCUCAGUUAUUUUUCUAACUUCUAGACUACCUAGUCGUUUGAGGAAAAGUAAUUAUCAGCUUAGUAAUUAAAAUUUUGCUGUCUUAAAUCUCUUCAAAUUGAGCUUGUUAUUUCCAAUAUGAAUGCUCCAAGCUGGAUACUUAGGAUGUAAGUAACCCUAACUUAUAUUGAAUUUGAUAUAUUACAGAUGUUUGCACUAUGGUCUACCAAGUGAUCCAAACAAGACUAAAUGAUGUGAUCUGAAUCUCUGUAUUUGUGUGUUUGGA
Scomber scombrus (Atlantic mackerel) is the source of this 5044-nucleotide messenger RNA. Its product is annotated as cAMP-specific 3',5'-cyclic phosphodiesterase 7B-like. Gene Ontology annotation, molecular function: 3',5'-cyclic-AMP phosphodiesterase activity. NCBI's taxonomy places the organism in Eukaryota, Metazoa, Chordata, Actinopteri, Scombriformes, Scombridae. The coding region runs from base 285 to 1895 and encodes 536 amino acids. The record is from RefSeq and is a predicted model, not a curated record. The transcript is spliced from 14 exons.